GUUCUUUACAUUGUAGCCAGCACCAACAUAAACUGUCUGACUCUAAAACUAUUUGGAAGUCAGUCAGGAAGUCAGUCAGGAAGUCAGUGUAUCCCAAAAGUUCCUGAACAAAAAGGUAGAGGAUUUGGAUAUAUACGAAAACAUGUCGAAAGAGGAGCCAAUUGACGAUGUCAGAGGAGAGGAGUUGGAAGACAUUAUCGACCCGAAUGAUAAUCUCAUGGAUCUAGGAGAUAGUUGUGAUUUGUUCCACUGUAAGCGCUGUCGAACUUCAUUUGACAGUGAGGAGAAAAUUGAUCUUCACGAAGGAAAAUGUGCAAGGUCAAAACCUCAUGUUUGCGUUAAAUGUGGCGCUGGAUUUUCGAGAAUAACCACGAUGAAUAACCAUAAAAAAAUCCACUCGAAUGGCUACCAACCCCCUUUGUUUUCAUGCACGAUUUGCGCAAAAACAUUCCGAUCUCAAAGAACGCUGAAAGCACACAUACCAACGCAUGAAUUCGAACGUGUCCGGGAUUUCGCUUGUUCAGAAUGCGACAAAACAUACAUGAAUGCCAAAGGACUUGACCAGCACGUUGCUCUGACCCACAAAGAGAAGACUCACCAGUGUCAAAUAUGCAACAAAAUGUUCGCAAAUCACCAUAAACUCAAGCGCCAUCUAUCGUUCCACUUGGAUAUUAGGAAGUUCCCAUGUCUCGACUGUGAUUUUAAAUUCAAGACAUCCCAAGCUUUGAAACGCCACAGUUGGGUGCAUAAUAAGGAAGACCCGGUGACGUGCGAAUUGUGUGGGAAACGUGUUGCUGACAACGGACGGCUCAAUGAACAUAUUAACAGAAAACACAACGAUCAACCGAAAAAGGUAUUCCCAUGUGACUUAUGCGAAGUCAAGCUUUCUAGCAAAACUUCACUUUUGGAGCACAAAAGGCGCCAUCUAGGAUUGAAACCUUUCCAAUGCCCCGAUUGUGAUAAAAAGUUCAGCGACGCUCGUUCCCUAAGAAGCCACAGUGCAACACAUAGCGACAAACGUGAAUUUAAAUGUGGACAUUGUAGCAAAGAUUUCAAAUGGCUUUCCAAUCUAAAAGAGCAUAUUGACGAUAUGCACACUGUCCAUGAGUUGAAAUUCAGCUGUCCGUCUUGUGAGAUGAAAUUCAAAUCAGCACGUCAUUUGAAACGUCAUCAACGUAUACACGAAAAACGCGAACGUAAGUUCAUAUGCCAGUUGUGCAAGAAGGGAUUUACAUCCCAGAACAUUCUGAAUGGUCACAUGAAAAUGCAUAACGACGUACGACCAUUUUCGUGUGAAAUGUGCUCCAAAACGUUCCGAACAAAAGCCUGUUUAAUUGAUCACAUGAUUACGCAUACCGGGGAACGAGCGUUCGCUUGUACGCAGUGUGACAAGCGAUUCGGAUAUUCUUCGGCACUGGUGAAACACAUGAGACUACAUACAGGAGAAAGACCAUAUGUUUGCUUUAUAUGCCAGGAAGGAUUCUUAGAACCGAAACCCCUACAUGUCCAUAUGGAAAAGGUUCAUGGCGCUACAGACAACAAACCAAAGAAACUCUUCAAGUGCACCCUUUGCUACAAGAAACUCUGCAACAAGGCGAGCCUCGAGACUCAUAUGCGCACACAUACAGACAACUCGGAGUUUAAAUGUACCAUUUGUUCCAAGAUUUUGGCUUGCAGAAGUAGUAUGAAGGUACACAUGCGCAAUAAGCAUAAGGCCAAAGUCCCAGAGCAUAAAUGUACGGUGUGUCACAAGAAAUAUGUCAACAACAAAGAUUUAGAACGACAUAUGGACGCUAUGCACAAUUAUCAUAAAAACCGUAACACCGAAAAAAGUCCUGAAAAACAUCACAUGGACGAUAUGAACGACCUAAAAGGAAGAAUAAAACGCCACGUGGAGGACAUGAACGGCCACAUGGGAGAUAUAGAAGACCAAAGAGAUACAUGUAGUGACGAUGAACAUGAGCGAGACUCACAAGACAUCGAUAGUGAUGUCGCCACGAAACAGAACAAUAAUGUGGAUUUACCAAACAAACAUGGACUUAAAAAUGGCAGUGUUUCCGCACCAAGAAUAGAGGACGACUUGUUUGACGAAAACAACCCCGAUAUGUCAAUAAGCACACUUAUGGCUGAAAAAAACGUCAUCAAAAAUUUAAAAAGAAAAUGUUUCGUCAAGUUGAACCGGAUUGUUGUUCCAUUUGAUCAACUGUCGGGGAUCAAGUCUGGUGACAGUAAAUUGAAAGAAAUUGCGAACGGUAAUCCAAGAGAUCAAAUGCUAAAUGGUCAUGCACGCCAUGACACUGAUAUCGAUGUUAUGAAUUUUGCAAUCAAAACAGAACCUAAGAAUACAAUCGAUGUAUUCGAAAAUAAAGUUUCUAACCCGAAAGAUUCAGGCGAUUUUGUUAGAGACAAUUCUGAUGAACAACGAAUGAUUAUCACUGACAUAUUCACAGACGCACAAUGUAAAGGAACAGCCGAACCCCGGGACACAGUGAACACUACUGAGACGAUGAAAGCGAUAACAGCUGAUAAACCCCAGGAUGCAAGUGAAACUAGCAAUGUAGAAGAAGAUAUAGCCAUAGAACAACAAACAUCGGAGGACAAUCACAAGCCCACUGAGAAUGGGCCUCCGCGUUGUGAAUGCAUUAUUGGACAAUUAAGCGAUCCAGUGAUUCACAGUGAACAAAUGAAAUCACCUGAUAAUAAAACUUUGAUAAUUCCACAGACAUUUAUUAUAAAAGAAGAAGUAUAAACUUUCUCAGCUUUUUAAUCAAGGUAUACCAAGUUGAACACAUCGCAAUGGUACAUAUAUUCCGAUGUCAUGUAUAGACUUAAAAACCGCUAAAACGACUUCAUUACAUGACGUUUUAUAGACAGAAUGGAUUAAAUAUAGGCAAUUGGUUAAACAAGAGAGUAAGUUAAAUGUUUUUAUAUAAAAAAUUGCAAUUGUAUGCGUCGAUGUAAAAUUGAUAUUCAUAAAGGUGACGUUUUAUAGGCAGAAUAGAUUCAAUACAGGCAAAAGUUUAAACAAGAGAAUAAGUUGAAUGUUUUUAUAUAAAAAAUUGCAAUUAUAUGCGUCGAUGUAAAAUUGAUAUUCAUAAGAUGACGUUUUAUAGGCAGAAUAUAUUAAAUAUUGGCAAAAGUUUAAACAAGAGAAUACGUAAAAUGUUUUUAAAUGAAAAAAAUUUGCAAUUGUAUGCGUCGAUGUUGAAUUGAUAUUCACAAGAUGACGUUUUAUAGACAUAG
Owenia fusiformis is the source of this 3243-nucleotide messenger RNA. The record is from the annotation of a GenBank genome assembly. NCBI's taxonomy places the organism in Eukaryota, Metazoa, Annelida, Polychaeta, Sabellida, Oweniidae.